UUUGUCUCAAAUGUUUCACCGUUUGUUUUUCAGCUGUGAAGAUCAGCAGAAACCCUCAGACUGCAUUUUCCUCAGCAAAAAGGUGUAGCUGCAGUUCCUGCCCACACUGCCGGUCAAGAUGGUGGUGUUGUCGCUCAAAAUCUGCGUGCGACAAUGCAACGUCGUGAAGACGAUGCAGUUUGAGCCCUCCACAGCUGUUUAUGAUGCCUGCAGGAUUAUCAGAGAGAGGGUCCCCGAGGCUCAGGCUGGACAGGCUUCAGAUUACGGCCUCUUCCUGUCCGAUGAAGACCCYCGGAAAGGAAUCUGGUUGGAGUCUGGAAGGACGCUGGACUACUACAUGCUCCGUAACGGGGUAAACACAUCAGUCUGUUUAACCCGCAGCCACAUGGGGCGAAGCUGCAAUCACKGCAUGAAUGUUUGCUUUGAACACAGAGCAAACUGUGCCACUCUUAAAUUGGUUCCCCUCUUCAAAUUCACCAAAGGCAGCCCAGGCAUCACAAACUAUGAGGAGUACUCUCUGAUCCAGGAGACGGUGGAGGAAAAGAAGGAGGACGGGACGGGUACGCUGAAGAAGGACAGGACGCUGCUGCGAGACGAGAGGAAGAUGGAGAAGCUGAAAGCCAAACUGCACACAGAUGAUGACUUGAACUGGCUGGAUCACAGCAGAACGUUUAGAGAGCAGGGCGUGGACGAGAACGAGACUCUCCUGCUCAGACGCAAGUUCUUCUACUCGGACCAGAACGUUGACUCCAGAGACCCGGUCCAGCUCAACCUGCUUUACGUACAGGAAAAGAUGAAGAGUAAGAACAAGCUGGUGCCUCGGCUCCUGGGCAUCACCAAGGAGUCGGUGAUGAGAGUGGACGAGAAGACCAAAGAUGUGGUUCAGGAAUGGCCCCUCACUACGGUGAAGAGGUGGGCCGCGUCGCCCAAGAGCUUUACGCUGGACUUUGGGGAGUACCAGGAGAGCUACUACUCAGUGCAGACCACCGAAGGGGAACAGAUCUCCCAGCUCAUCGCCGGUUAUAUUGAUAUCAUCCUCAAAAAGAAGCAAAGYAAGGACCGCUUUGGAUUAGAGGGUGAUGAGGAGUCAACCAUGCUGGAGGAAUCGGUUUCCCCUAAAAAAUCCACGAUACUUCAGCAGCAGUUUAACCGUGUGGGUCAGGUGAACCAAAGCUCCGUGGCGUUGCCGGGGGUGAUCCGCUCUGGCUCCAUUGGCACCGAGUCGCUCAGCAUGGGCACCAUGCCGUCCCCUCAGCAGCAGAUCACCAUGGGUCAGAUGCACCGUGGCCACAUGCCUCCACUGAGUUCAGCGCAGCAGGCUCUGAUGGGAACCAUCAACACCAGCAUGCAAGCUGUUCAAAAAGCCCAAAUAGACCUGGGAGAGGUUGAYGACCUCCCACCGCUGGGGCAGGACAUGGCCUCCAAAGUGUGGAUCCAGAACAAGAUGGACGAAUCGAAACACGAGAUCCACUCCCAGGUUGAUGCCAUCACUGCAGGAACAGCUUCUGUUGUGAACCUCACAGCCGGUGAUCCMACUGACACAGACUACACCGCUGUGGGCUGCGCCAUCACCACCAUUUCCUCCAACCUGACGGAAAUGUCGAAGGGCGUGAAGCUGCUGGCCGCGCUGAUGGAGGAYGACGUGGGAGGAGGCAACGACCUGAUGAAGGCUGCCAGGACGCUCGCAGGBGCYGUGUCCGACCUCCUGAAGGCCGUGGAGCCRACCUCCGGCGAGACCAGACAAACGGUGCUGACCGCUGCAGGUAGCAUCGGUCAGGCCAGUGGAGACCUCCUGCGACAGAUCGGAGAGAACGAGACAGACGAGAGGUUCCAGGACAUCUUGAUGAAUUUGGCCAAAGCGGUGGCCAACGCGGCGGCCAUGUUGGUGCUGAAGGCCAAGAACGUCGCCCAGGUUGCAGAGGACACGGUCCUGCAGAAUCGGGUCAUCGCUGCCGCCACACAGUGCGCCCUGUCCACCUCCCAACUUGUGGCUUGUGCAAAGGUGGUGAGUCCGACCAUCAGCUCUCCGGUUUGUCAGGAGCAGUUGAUCGAAGCCGGGAAACUGGUGGACCGCUCAGUGGAGAGCUGUGUCCAGGCCUGCCUCUCAGCCACGGAGGACGGGGAGCUGCUUAAACAGGUGAGCGCAGCAGCAAGCGUCGUGAGUCAGGCGCUGGCAGAUCUUCUGCAACAUGUCCGUCAGUACACCGCCAGGGGAGAGCCAAUCGGGCGCUACGACCAGGCCACAGACACCAUCAUGACCGUGACGGAGAGCAUCUUUACCUCCAUGGGAGACGCAGGAGAGAUGGUUCGGCAGGCUCGGGUUYUGGCUCAGGCUACCUCAGACCUGGUGAAUGCCAUGAGGUCCGACGCUGAGGUCGAGGUGGACGUGGACAACUCCAAGAAGYUGCUGGCAGCCGCCAAACUGCUGGCAGAYGCCACUGCAAGGAUGGUGGAGGCAGCAAAGGGUGCAGCAGCGUACCCAGAGAACGAGGACCAGCAGCAGAGGCUGAGGGAGGCUGCUGAGGGCCUGCGGGUGGCCACCAACGCUGCGGCUCAGAACGCCAUCAAGAAGAAACUCAUCAACAGGCUGGAGAACGCCGCCAAGCAAGCCGCGGCUGCAGCCACGCAGACCAUCGCUGCCGCUCAGAACGCUGCCGCCUCCAACAAGAACACAGCAGCUCACCAGCAGCUGGUGCAGAGCUGCAAGGCUGUCGCAGACCACAUCCCCCAGCUCGUYCAGGGAGUCCGAGGCAGCCAGGCCAAACCAGAGGACCUGAGUGCCCAGUUGGCYCUUAUCAUAGCCAGCCAGAAUUUCCURCAGCCUGGUAGUAAGAUGGUGACCUCGGCCAAGUCAUCUGUUCCCACGGUGACCGAUCAGGCCGCGGCCAUGCAACUGGGUCAGUGUGCCAAAAACCUGGCCACCUGCCUGGCUGAGCUCAGGACAUCUGCACAGAAGGCUCAUGAAGCUUGCGGCCCCAUGGAGAUCGACUCGGCGCUCACCGCCAUCCAGACCCUGAGGAGCGAACUGCAAGACGCGAAGCUGGCUGCAGGGAACACCCAGCUCAAACCUCUGCCUGGAGAGUCGUUGGAGAAAUGUGCUCAGGAUCUGGGCAGCACCUCAAAGGCAGUGGGAUCCUCCAUGGCUCAGCUGCUUACAUGUGCAGCUCAAGGAAAUGAACAUUACACUGGAAUCGCUGCYAGAGAGACGGCCCAGGCCUUGAAGACCCUCGCCCAGGCGGCACGAGGCGUCGCCGCUUCCACCACGGACUCCCAGGCGGCCGUCGCCAUGCUUGACUCGGCCCGAGACGUCAUGGAGGGCUCAGCGCUUCUGAUCCACGAGGCCAAGCAGGCGCUGAUGUCCGACGGAGACGCCGAGAGUCAGCAGAGGCUGGCGCAGGUGGCCAAAGCCGUCUCUCACUCCCUGAAUAACUGCGUCAACUGUCUGCCUGGCCAGAAGGACGUGGACAUGGCUCUGAAGAGCAUCGGCGAGGCCAGCAAGAAACUUCUGAUUGAAACCAUCCCUCCGGCCUCCAAGUCGUUUCAGGAAGCYCAGAAUGAUCUGACUCAGACGGCAGCAGACCUGAACCAGUCGGCAGGCGAKGUGGUCCACGCCUCCAGAAGCUCCAGCAACCAGCUGGCUUCAGCCUCUGGAAAGUUCAGCCAGGACUUUGAUGAGUUUCUGGAUGCUGGCAUAGAAAUGGCUGGGCACACACAGAAAAAGGAUGACCAGGUGCAAGUGAUUGGUAACCUGAAAAACAUCUCCAUGGCUUCCAGUAAAUUGUUGCUGGCUGCUAAAAGUCUGUCUGUGGACCCUGCAGCUGCAAACGCUAAAAACCUGCUCGCUGCUGCAGCAAGGGCUGUGACUGACAGCAUUAACCAGCURAUCACGCUGUGCACCCAGCAGGCGCCCGGUCAGAAGGAGUGCGACAACGCCCUCAGAGAGUUGGAGGCUGUCAGAGGAAUGCUGGACAACCCCAGCGAACCGGUCAGCGACCUCUCGUACUUUGACUGCAUUGAGAGUGUGAUGGAAAACUCCAAGGUMCUGGGAGAGUCCAUGGCUGGCAUUUCUCAGAACUGUAAGACCGGGGAUGUGCCUGCGUUUGGAGACUGCGUUGGCUCCGCCUCCAAAGCCCUUUGUGGCCUCACUGAAGCUGCGGCACAGGCCUCCUACCUGGUGGGCGUAUCGGACCCCAACAGUCAGGCCGGACACCAGGGGUUGGUGGAUCCCAUCCAGUUUGCCAGGGCCAACCAGGCUAUCCAGAUGGCCUGUCAGAACCUAGUGGACCCACAGAGCAGCCCCUCCCAGGUGCUGUCUGCAGCCACAAUCGUUGCAAAGCACACCUCUGCAUUGUGCAACGCCUGCCGUCUGGCCUCCUCCAAGACCACCAACCCAGUUGCUAAAAGGCACUUUGUACAGUCUGCCAAGGAGGUGGCUAAUACCACUGCCAACCUGGUCAAAACCAUCAAGGCUCUAGACGGCGAUUUCUCAGAGGAGAACAGGAACAGGUGUCGGGUCGCCACCGCUCCGCUCAUCGAAGCCGUGGAGAACCUGACGACGUUCGCCUCCAACCCCGAGUUUGCCAGCGUCCCGGCUAARAUCAGCAACGAGGGCUCAGCAGCUCAGGAACCCAUCCUCCACUCGGCACGCUCCAUGCUCGACAGCUCCACCCACCUGCUCAAAACGGCACGUUCAUUGGUUAUCAACCCCAAGGACCCGCCCACUUGGUCCGUUCUGGCUGGUCACUCUCGCACCGUCUCCGACUCCAUCAAGGCUCUCAUCACAGCCAUCCGAGACAAGGCCCCUGGCCAGCGGGAGUGCGACACGUCAAUUGAUAACAUUAACAGAUGCAUCCGAGACAUUGAGCAGGCCUCUCUGGCCGCCAUCAGCCAGAACCUCCCCAGCAGGRACGACAUCUCACUAGAGGCRCUACAGGAGCAGCUGACCUCUGCUGUGCAGGAAAUUGGUUACUUAAUUGACCCCGUUUCAACAGCUGCCAGAGGCGAAGCUUCCCAACUAGGACACAAGGUUACCCAGCUGGCGGGCUACUUUGARCCUCUCAUCAAGGCUUCUGUGGGCGUCGCCUCCAAGCUCAGUGACCACCAGCAGCAGAUGACGUUCCUGGACCAAACAAAGACGCUGGCUGAGUCUGCCCUGCAGAUGCUCUAUGCUGCAAAGGAGGGUGGAGGAAAUCCAAAGGCGGCCCACACCCACGAUGCCAUUGCGGAGGCAGCUCAGCUCAUGAAGGAGGCAGUGGACGACAUGAUGGUGACGCUGAACGAGGCGGCCAGUGAGGUGGGCAUGGUGGGAGGAAUGGUGGAGUCCAUCGCUGAGGCCAUGGCCAAGCUUGAUGAAGGAACGCCUGCCGAACCUGAAGGCUCCUUUGUGGAUUACCAGACUAACAUGGUGAAACAUUCAAAGGCUAUUGCAGUGACUGCCCAGGAGAUGAUGACCAAAUCAGUGACCAGUCCGGAUGAGCUGGGGGCUCUGGCCUCUCAAGUGACCGUGGACUACAGCCAGCUGGCCGUCCAGGGGCGGCUGGCUGCUCACACUGCUGAGCCAGAAGAGAUCGGCUUCCAGAUCAAGAGCCGAGUGCAGGAGCUCGGUCACGGCUGCAUCUUCCUGGUCCAGAAGGCCGGAUCUUUGCAGAUCAGCCCGUCCGACAGCUUCACCAAGCGGGAGCUCAUCGACUGCGCCCGUGCUGUCACAGAGAAGGUGUCCUUGGUGCUGUCGGCCCUCCAGGCUGGUAAUAAGGGCACCCAAGCCUGCAUCACCGCUGCCAGCGCCGUGUCGGGCAUAAUCGCAGAUCUGGACACCACCAUCAUGUUUGCAUCUGCAGGCACACUCAAUGCAGAGAACGACGAGUCCUUCGCAGACCACAGGGAAAACAUUCUGAAGACUGCCAAAGCCCUGGUAGAGGACACUAAGAUGCUYGUGUCCGGAGCCGCUUCCGGUCAGGACAGAUUGGCCCAGGCCGCCCAGUCUUCUGCCAAAACCAUCACCCAGCUCACCGACGUCGUCAAACUGGGAGCGGCCAGCAUCGGCUCUGAUGACCCCGAGACACAGGUGGUUCUGAUCAAUGCAGUCAAAGACGUGGCCAAGGCGCUAGCGGAGCUCAUUAGUGCCACCAAGUGUGCGGCSGGGAAGGCAGCAGAUGAUCCGUCUAUGUACCAGCUGAAGAGUGCCGCUAAGGUGAUGGUGACCAAUGUGACGUCCCUGCUGAAGACCGUCAAGGCUGUGGAGGACGAGGCGACUCGGGGCACCAGGGCACUUGAAGCUACGAUCGAGUGCAUCAAACAGGAAAUGGCGCUGUUUCAGUCUAGGGAUGCUCCCAAUAAGACCACCACCCCAGAGGAGUUCAUACGCAUGACUAAGGGCAUCACCAUAGCUACCGCUAAAGCUGUGGCUGCAGGAAACUCUGCACGCCAAGAGGACAUCAUCCAUACRGCCAACCUGAGCCGCAAAGCUAUCUCCGACAUGCUGACGACCUGCAAGCAAGCGGCUUACCAUCCCGAGGUCAACGAAGAGGUCAAGAAAAGAGCCCUGAUGUUCGGAGCAGAGUGCACAACCGGAUACAUUGAUCUGCUGGAACAAGUACUGCUGGUGAUGCAGAGGCCCUCAGCAGAGCAGAAGCAGCACCUGGCAGCUUGCUCCAAACGAGUGGCGGGCGCCGUCACGGAGCUCAUCCAGACUGCCGAGGCCAUGAAAGGUUCGGAGUGGGUGGACCCCGAGGACCCUACAGUGAUAGCAGAGACUGAGCUGCUCGGGGCCGCGGCGUCCAUCGAGGCGGCAGCGAAGAAGCUGGAGCAGCUGAAACCCAGAGCGAAGCCAAAGCAAGCAGACGAGACGCUGAACUUUGAGGAGCAGAUCCUGGAGGCUGCCAAGUCCAUUGCCGCAGCCACCAGCGCGUUGGUCAAAUCCGCCUCGGCCGCUCAGAGGGAGCUGGUGGCCCAGGGCAAAGUGGGCUCCAUCCCUGCCAAUGCUGUGGAUGAUGGACAGUGGUCCCAGGGGCUCAUCUCUGCUGCGCGUAUGGUGGCGGCAGCGACAAGCAACCUGUGUGAAGCCGCCAACGCCUCGGUGCAAGGCCACGCCAGUGAGGAGAAGCUCAUCUCUUCAGCCAAACAGGUGGCGGCCUCCACCGCCCAGCUGCUGGUGGCCUGCAAGGUGAAGGCGGACCAGGACUCCGAGGCCAUGAGAAGACUGCAGAUUGCAGGGAAUGCAGUAAAAAAGGCAUCGGACAAUUUGGUCCGGGCGGCUCAGAAAGCAGCUUUUGACAAAGCGGAUGAGGACAACGUGGUUGUCAAGACAAAGUUUGUGGGUGGAAUAGCUCAGAUCAUUGCAGCCCAGGAGGAGAUGCUGCGGAAGGAGCGGGAGCUGGAGGACGCCAGGAAGAAGCUGGCUCAGAUCAGGCAGCAGCAGUACAAGUUUCUGCCGAGCGAGCUACGAGAAGACGCCAACUGAUGCCUGCUGUGUGAUGAGCACGUCUGCGUUUGGUGUGGCAAACCUGGACAGGUGUUAUGAACCCACAGUGAYUUCUGUGACCGGUUCUUGAAAGACCGGUACAACUUCAUCGCAUGAAAAGAUCUUAAAUAGCUACGAGUGGGUUUAAAAUACUACUGUGUGGAGUCAGCUACUUCCUGCAAACAACAUAAAGAUCGUGGUGACCUGACAGAACUUAGUCCUCUCUUAUACUGUCUA
Messenger RNA from Poecilia reticulata (guppy), 7696 nucleotides. The record is from RefSeq and is a predicted model, not a curated record. Lineage: Eukaryota; Metazoa; Chordata; Actinopteri; Cyprinodontiformes; Poeciliidae.